Molecule: messenger RNA, 3009 nt
Organism: Acanthochromis polyacanthus (spiny chromis)
Lineage: Eukaryota; Metazoa; Chordata; Actinopteri; Pomacentridae
Exons: 9
Coding region: 114-2912 (932 amino acids)
Molecular function (GO): protein binding
Source: RefSeq, a predicted model, not a curated record
CGUCAUCGGUCACGGAGCCUGGACAAACGAAAGGAAAGGAAAAUGGCUGCAGUGUGUUAGCUACGCCUGCUACCAGACUGUCUUCUGCUUGGCGAUUUUAAGGCAAAGUUGUCAUGGAGAAACAAGGGGGGGAAAUGACUCCUGAGCAGGACGCCCUGCAAUACAUCGCUGCUUGCAGAGACAAACCUUUCUUGGAAGAAAGGUUUAUAGACUCCCUUAAAGGAAAAGGUGUUUUCACCCACAAAACUAUUGAACCAUCUUCGUUUGUUGUUGAAUAUCGUGGAAAAAUCAUUUGUCACAAAGACAAAAGGCCUGAGAACAAACGUGGUCAUACUGUGAAUGGCUUCUUGUAUGAGUUUUCAUGGAAAGGCGCACAGUGGUGCGUUGAUGCUUCAAAAGAGGACGGUAGCCUUGGAAGACUUGUGAAUGACGAUCACAAAAGUCCAAACUGUGAAGUGAGGAAGGUUGUUUGUGAAGGGAAGCCACACUUGUGUCUGUUUGCAGUGGAGAAGAUAUCUCCUGGCGAGGAGAUAACCUACAACUAUGGAGACAAGGCUUAUCCGUGGCGCUCAACGGAUGAGGACUUGGCUGCUUCCAACUCUGAGGAAUCUCACUCUGAUGAUGAUGACAAACUACCCGGACCAAGUCGUAGAAGGCACAGUUUUGGCAGCAUCAACACUCGGCUGCAUUCCAGGGACAGUUCACCGUUUACCAAGUUAGAUUCUUCUCGAAAAAUGAGAAGUACCAGACGGCAACUGGACGACAUUUCAUCCAUCCAGAAGGGGGAAGAUUCUGCUUUGAGCUCCAACGAACGUGAGUCGGAUGGAGACUACGAACCCAGUGACACUGAACUAAAGAGCAGCUGCAAGGCUGCAGUAAAGACCAAAAAACCCCAUGUCGCUGCUAAAAAUUAUUGCUAUGUAUGCAGUAAAGCUGUCGGAAAAAUCGCUCGACAUUUUAAGAAGCAUGCUGAUGAAGAGCCUGAAAUUGCUGCAGCCUUAGCUUUACGCAAAAACUCAGUCGAACGUAAAAGACAGCUUGAAAAGCUACGAAACAGAGGAAACUACAGACAUAAUCAAGAAGUGUUGAGGAGUAACACCGGAGUGCUAAAACUGAGAAGACGGCCAAAAGAUGAUGUGAUAAAUGCUUCAAAAUUCGUGCACUGCCUGUUUUGUAAAGCCAUGUUUAAACGUGCUGAAAUAUCGAGGCACCUACCCAACUGUGCUAAGAGAUCAUCAGGCGAUGCUGGUAGCAAGACGGUCGACUUCAGUGAGGAUGCUCUUAGAGAGUCUGAGCUUUUAAAAAGUCUUCCAUCUAGUGUGUGGAGGAUACUUGGUGCUAUGAAACAAGAUGAGGUGGCAUUUGUAGUUCAAAAUGAUCCCCUUCUAAUACGGAUGGCACAGAAUUUUGUAGAUGAGUAUGGAAACGACCCAAGUAAGCAUGAUCACAUCCAACAGAAGCUGAGAGAAAUGGGAAGAUUCUUGCUGGCGCUGCAUGAUAAGGGAAUCUUUAGCUUUGAAUAUGCUAUCAAGCCACAAAACUUCUACAAAGUUGUUGACACUGUCAAAAACCUUGCCGGCUUUAAUGCAGAAGAGUGGAAAUACAAAAACCCAAGUCUGGCUUUAAAAUUGGGAAAUUCACUCAAAACAUUAGGUGACAUUCUCAUCAGUGGGGCCUCCAGUGAUAAGAAGGUGGUGAAAGACGCAAACGCAUUCAUUAAACUGUGUGAAACACAGUGGACUGAACUUGUCUCUCAAACUGCUGUCGCUUCGUUGACUGGACGAAAAGUAAACAGCCCGUCUACCAUACCAUUCACGCGUGACGUCCAGACUUUCUACAUGUAUCUACAAAAAGCAUCGACCUCUGCCAUCGAGAGCAUGACAGCAAAUGAAAACCCUCAGGUGUACAGUGCUCUGUCCAGGGUGACACUUGCACAGGCAUCCGUCAUAAACAAAUGUGCACCCGAAGUUUCAGCGAUGACCCUGAAGUCAUUCCAGGAGAGAGGUGACACCACCCGGGCGCUGUCCAAGCACUUCAUCAAAAUAAAUAUUAUGAGCCAGACUGGUGAGAACGUCGACGUUUUGUUGACAUCUCAACUCGUCAACGCCUUAACGCUGCUCCUGAGCAAGAGGCAUGCAUGUAAUGUGCAUGAAGACAACCCUUUCUUGUUUGCAAAGCCUGACUGCUCUUCAACGAGCCACUACCACGGAGGAAGCUGCAUCAAGGCCAUUUCAAGCGUAUGCAGUGCUAACAAUCCGGAGCAUCUCAGGUCGGUGCACCUUCACAAGCAUACCGCUAGAAUCUUCCAGAUUCUCAACCUGGAGAAUGACGAGCUUGCUCGCCUUGGUAAGCUGCUGGGCCAUGACAUCCAAGCUGAGAGGGACUACUACCGUCUGCCAGAGGCGGCUGUUGAACUCGCAAAAAUUGCAAAACUGAUUCUUGCAAUGGAAAAGGGUUCUUUGGAAAAGUUCAAAGGAAACUCUCUGGAGGAAAUUGAAAUUGAAGAUGAAUUGGAGCCAGAUGUGGAGCAGGGCAACCCCGAAAGCAUGGAUGCUGAAGAAGACGAAGAAGAGCUGGAUCUUCUACUUCCGCAGAGCGAUGAUGUGGAGCAACAAAGCAGACAGCUGACUCCUGAGCAGGACGCCCUGAAGCACAUAAAGGCUGGCAAAGACAAGUCCUUCCUGGAGGGAAUCUUUAUCGACUCCUUUAAAGGGAAAGGUGUGUUCACUCACAAAUCCAUCGAACCUUCGACCUUCGUUGUAGAGUUUCGGGGGAACAUCAUCCCUCAAGAAGAAACCCAGAAAAAGAAACGUGGGGACUCUCUGAACGACUAUUUGUUUGACUUUUUUGGAAGGGAACAAACUGGCGCAUCGAUGCUUCAGCAGACGACAAAAGCCUUGGCAGACUGGUGAACGACGAUCACAUAAGUCCCAACUGCAAAGUGAGGAAAAUCAUUUACAAGGAAAAGCCUCACUUGUGCCUGUUCGCCCUGAAGAAAAUAUCAGCUGG